AUGUCUACCAAGACCAUCGCAGUCGUCGGCGCCACAGGCACCCAAGGAGGCUCAGUCGUGAGAGCAUUCAUCUCCCUACCCAACUGGCAUGUCAAAGCCCUCACCCGCAGCUCAACCUCCGCCAAAGCCCAAGCUCUCCAAAACCUCGGUGCCGAGGUCGUCGAAGCAGACAUGAACAACCCAGAGUCCCUCGUCAAAGCUUUCGAUGGUGCUCACGCUAUCUUUGUCAACACUGACUUCUGGGCUCCUUACAUGACUGCUCUCAGUCAAGGAAAAGACCAAGCUACGGCUCAAAAAAUCGGUUAUGAUACCGAGGAGCGGCAUGUCAAGAACGCUGCUUAUGCUGCUUCCAAGACAUCUACACUUGAGAAGUACAUCUACUCCGCUCUUGGCCCUAUGAAGGAUGUUUCCAAGGGAAAGUACUCUCACUGUCAUCAUUGGGAGACCAAAGCUGCGGCUGUCAAGUACAUUGAGAAUGAGGUGCCUGAACUGGCUAAGAAGACAUCUUAUGUAUACAUGGCUGCCUAUGCUACGAACGCUUUCUUGUACCCCAAGAAGGAUGCCGAGACUGGCGAGUAUAUCCUCGCAGUCCCUGCAUCCAAGAACCUCAGGCUCCCUGUCAUCGACAUCGAGGGCUCAGCUGGAUCGUUCGUCCGAGCCCUCGUUGAGGAUGAACCCGCUGGAACAAAGCUUCUCGCCUACGACAGCGACUUGAACAUCCUUGAGGCUAUGGACACCUGGAGCAGAGUCACAGGACAGAAGGCUGUCUUCCAGUCAAUGACCGAGGAAGAGAUGCACAAGAAGACUGGUCUGCCUUACGAGGUCCUUGACGGAGCAGCCUACCUCGAUGAGCAUGGAUAUGUGGAGGGCGUCGAAGGGGCUAUCACACCAGAGCAGUUGAGUAAGCCUGUCAAGACAGAUAGUUUCGAGGAAUACCUUCGCAAGCAGGACCCAAAGACCUUGCUGUCAUUUGAAUAUAGAAUGCCCGAGCCUCCGGCCGCGAAGUAA
This is a messenger RNA of Fusarium oxysporum Fo47, 1008 nucleotides long. RefSeq lists its product as uncharacterized. NCBI's taxonomy places the organism in Eukaryota, Fungi, Ascomycota, Sordariomycetes, Hypocreales, Nectriaceae. The record is from RefSeq and is a predicted model, not a curated record. Bases 1 to 1008 code for a protein of 335 amino acids. The transcript has a single exon.